This is a messenger RNA of Callithrix jacchus (white-tufted-ear marmoset), 4893 nucleotides long. RefSeq names its product RNA polymerase I subunit F (gene POLR1F). NCBI's taxonomy places the organism in Eukaryota, Metazoa, Chordata, Mammalia, Primates, Cebidae. Gene Ontology annotation, biological process: DNA-templated transcription initiation; DNA-templated transcription; transcription elongation by RNA polymerase I. The record is from RefSeq and is a predicted model, not a curated record. Gene Ontology annotation, cellular component: RNA polymerase I complex.
GAGCGUCGGGGACAGGCGAUUGCGCUUGCGUCAACGGUGCGCGCCGCGGGAACCUUGACAAGCAACAUGGCUGCGGGUUGUUCAGAGGCGCCGCGGCAAAAGGCGGCUUCUGAUGGGUCUCUGGUAGGGCAGGCUGGCGUCCUACCUUGCCUAGAGUUGCCGACUUAUGCCACUGCUUGUGAGCUGGUGAACAAUCGCUACUCAUGCCUGGUGGCCGGGCCGCACCGAAGGCACAUCGCUCUGUCGCCCCGCUACCUUAAUAGGAAACGCACUGGCAUUCGAGAGCAGCUGGAUGCGGAGCUCCUGCGCUAUUCUGAGAGCCUUUUAGGUGUCCCUAUUGCAUAUGAUAACAUCAAAGUUGUGGGAGAACUGGGAGAUAUUUAUGAUGAUCAAGGACACAUUCAUCUUAACAUCGAAGCCGAUUUUGUUAUUUUUUCCCCUGAACCAGGGCAAAAGCUUAUGGGUAUAGUUAAUAAAGUGUCUUCUAGCCACAUUGGCUGUUUAGUACAUGGCUGUUUCAAUGCCUCCAUUCCUAAACCUGAGCAGUUGUCAGCUGAGCAGUGGCAAACCAUGGAGAUAAACAUGGGUGAUGAACUGGAAUUUGAAGUAUUUCGUUUAGACUCAGAUACUGCUGGAGUAUUCUGCAUUCGGGGAAAACUAAAUAUCACAAGUUUACAAUUCAAGCACUCUGAAGUUUCUGAAGAAGUUACAGAAAAUGGCACUGAGGAAGCUGCUGAAAAACCUAUUAAGAAGAAAAAGAAAAAGAAGAAAGACCCAGAGACAUAUGAAGUGGACAGUGGUACCACCAAGCUAGCAGAUUUUGCAGAUGACACUCCAGUGGAAGAGUCAGCCCUGCAGAAUACCAAUAAUGUGAAUGACCUCAGGGAGGAGGAGCCAAAGAAAAAGAAGAAGAAGAAGAAGAAAAAGCACCAGGAAGAUCCGAACCAGGACCCUAGUUUCCAAGGCAGUGACUCCAGUGGUUACCAAAGUGACCAUAAAAAGAAAAAAAAGAAAAGAAAACACAGUGAAGAGGCUGAAUUUACCCCACCUUUGAAAUGCUCACCAAAAAAAAAAAAGGAAAAGUAAUUUUCUUUAGAGUAUUUUAAAUAUGAUUCAGUUUCUAAACGACAGAUAUACGUGACAAUUGAAUAAAUGUUUUGAGUGAUAUGAAAUGCUUAAGCAUACCAGUAGUUUACAAAAGAGAAAAUAAGUUGGAGACAGCUCGAUGUGCUUAAAAUGAUAAAACUGACUGUACAUUGAUUUGGGGAAAGCCAGUAUUGUUAGUGCCAUUGUAUACAAAAUAAAAAGCUGCUCUUACUGUCAACUCUCAUAUUCUUCCAGGUUUUGCACUCUACAUUGAAUUAUUUCUACAGUAUCUACAGUCUCAAGACCAGCAAGAAGAGUGUGUAAUACUAUAUUAUAUUACUAAAGAAUGAGUUAGAGUUUUUAUUUAAUUGUGUCUAUGUGUUUAAUAGGUUUCACCUUAUUACAUGCUGUUUUAUAUUGCUUUUUUUAAAACUCAGGACAUUAACUAGUUUUAGGUUUUCCUUUACCAUUGCUUCUACAGUAUUUCUAUUGUUUAACAUAAAAUGGUUUGCCAAAGAAGUUUCUGAAGUCUUCACAGCUCUUAAAAGCCAUGCCAGUACUGACUGCCUGGUGGUGUAUGCUGUUCAUUAUUCUUUUCUUCCAGGUGCAUGUGUAUUCUUGUUUUCUUUUUUAAAUCUGAGAGGUUGAUGGAAAGGACUGUCUUCUUGUACUUGUUCAUUUGUGCCUCAGCCAUUCUAAUUUUGUUGUGUGUUGGAGUAGACUCUAAUGAAGACAGGAUAAAUGUGAUUCUGACUAGUGGGAAAUUUCAGAUUACUUUGUGUGUGUGUGUGUGUGUGUGUGUGUGUGUGUGUGUACUUUAAGUUCUGAGAUACUUGUACAGAACGUGCAGGUUUGUUCCAUAGGCGUAUGUGCCAUAGAGGUUUGCUGCAGCCAUCAGCCCAUCAUCUACAUUAGAUAUUUCUCCUAAUGCGAUCCCUCCCCUAUCACCCCUGACAGGCCCCAGUGCAUGAUGUUUCCCCUCCCUGUGUCCAUGUGUUCUCAUUGUUCAACUCCCACUUAUGAGUGAGAAUAUAUGGUAUUUGGUUUUCUGUUCUUGUGUUAGUUUGCUGAACAUGGUGCUUUCUAGCUUAAUCCAUGUCCCUGCAAAGGACUUGAACUCAUCCCUUUUUAUGGCUGCAUAGUAUUCCAUGGUGUAUAUGUGCCACAUUUUAUUUAUCCAGUCUAUCAUUGAUGGGCAUUUGAGUUGGUUCCAAGUCUUUGCUAUUGUUAACAGUGCUGCAGUAAACAUAUGUCUGUAUGUGUCUUUUUAGCAGAAUGAUUUAUAAUUUUUUUGGUAUAUACCCAGUAAUGGGAUUGCUGGGUCAAAUGGUAUUUCUAUUUCUAGAUCCUUGAGGAAUCACCACAUUGUCUUCCACAAUGGUUGAACGAAUUUACACUCUCACCAACAUGGUUCUUAUUUUUCCACAUCCUCUCCAGCAUCUUGUUUCCUGACUUUUUAAUGAUCGCUAUUCUAACUGGCAUGAAAUGAUAUCUUAUUGUGGUUUUGAUUUACAUUUCUCUAACAACCAGUGAUGAGCUUUUUUUGAUGUUUGUUGGCUGCAUAAAUAUCUUCAUUUGAUAAGUGUCUUUUCAUAUCCUUUGCCUACUUUUUAAUGGGGUUGUUUUUUCUUGUAAAUUUGUUUAAGUUUGUUAUCGAUUCUGGAUAUUAGCCCUUUGUCAAAUGGAUAGAUUGCAAAAGUUUUCUCCAUUUGUAGGUUGCCUGUUCAUUCUGAUGAUAGUUUCUUUUGCUGUGGAGAAGCUGUUUAGUUUAAUUAGGUCCCAUUUGUUGGCUGUAAUAUAUUGUGCUGAAGAGAAAACAGUUGUUUUGUUCACUGCUUUCAUUGAGAAAACAUGGAAUGUCUCUUGACUAACUGACAAAGAGUAAUGAAAUGACAAGCUGGUUGAAGCUGAUAAUCAAUGCAUGGCCAUAUUUAUUCAUUUUCCACACACUUGACCAUCUACUUUGUACAACACAUUCUUACACUGCCCAGGGAUAUAAUGGUAAACAAGUUAGAUGUAUGUCAUGUACACACAUCUUGUGUGGCAUGUCACAAGAGAACAGUUGUGCAUGUACACACAAUAAGUAAGAAAAUUAAUAAUUAUGUUAAGUGAUAUGAAAAAAAAGGGGAAGAUUGUCCACUCACUGUUACCUGUGUAUUUGCAAAUAGAUGAAUGGUUCAACUCCCAUGUCAGCAUUUGUGUUGCUAUUUAUUUAGUACCAGACAUAGUGCUGGUCUCACAGUUUAAUAUUUGGUAAUGAAUAAAUUCUGCUAGUAGCAUAUCGGAAUCUGAAUUUAUAAUGAUAGGGUAUAGAAUUGGCAGAGUGGCAGAUGUUCACAGUUGUCUGCAAGUAGGUGUGCUAGACAAUGGAAGGAUGCAGGCCAAUUACAGUUGAGAUUCAUGUGAGUAUUGAGCCCUAGAAAUGUAGCUCAUCCAAAUUGAGAUGUGCUGCCGGUAUAAAAUGCAUACCAGAUUUUGAAGAUAUACGAAGAAGUGUAAACUAUCUCAGUUUUUAUAUUGGCAAGAUCAAUAUUAUUUUGUAUAGUGGGUUUAAUAAAACAAGUUUAGCCUUCCUCAGUUUAUUUUUCUACAAAAAGUUUAAAAAUUGUACAUAAAGCUUAUAUUAACUUUCUUUUGGUCAGUGCUAUCUUGAAGUAUGAGUUGAAAAAAGGUUGAAAUAAGUUAUAUCAUAUUACCAGGAUUUACUAUAGUGGCAUACCCAAAACAUGUUUAAUAAAUAUUCCCUUCACAUUUUAAAAUUUGAGUAGACUGUCAUGUUUGACAAUAUAGAAAUUUAAUUUUUAGUGAAACAAUUCUAAACUCCUUUGCCAUAAACAUCAAGAAAGAUGUCCAAUUCAUACUAUUCCUGGAGAAGUACAUUGUGGCUUAGCAAAAUAAGCAAGUUCACACAUUACUUUUGCUUCAAAAAAUACUUCUGCCAAGUUUUGCAGCAUGCUGAACUUGAAACUAGAUUUGUUCCUGCCUUUUCACAAAGUGAGUAGUUUUGGAGUGAAAAGUGAGAUCUGGCCAUUUGUCUUUCCUAGGAAUAUAGUUACUUUGUUGUUUUUUUGUUUGCUUUUCUGACCCAAAAAGACUGACGAUGGUGUCUACCAUAUAUUCUUCAAAACAUGUCAGAUGCUGCACUAACCUAGGCUUUAUCUUUUCUAUCUUGGAAUUUGCUUAUAUAAACCCUCUAGCCUAGCCUAGAUCCUUACCUUCUCUCCAAUUCCUAUCAUUCACCUAUUUCACUGUGUAAGACACCUCACUAGUCACCAGUGAUACAGAGAUGACUUAAGCAGUUUCUGCUCUUAAGGCCUUACCGUUUUGUCUAUAAGAUACACAACUAAGUGUAAAUGAUAAGUACAAGUGACAAUGAAUGUUUAAUGCUUUAUGCUUAGUGGUAGUUGUUGGAUUAGCAGCAUUUUGACCCUUGGAGAAGGAAAACUGGCUGUGUCAUUCCAGGUGGAGAACCUGACAGAGAACUAAGAAGUUAUCUAAUGUAAAAGACCUCAUGCACCACCUUGUACAUAACCUUUUUCCAGACGAGGCUAAGUGUGCAUACUUCAUAACCAUAAUUCUUAUUUUUCUUUAAUAAAUAUUUUUCUACUUGUAACACUCUGCGUUAUUGCAAAUUGUUUACCUAUUUGUAAAGCUUGUCUCUUGAUCAAAUUUGUCUUGACCAAAUACAUUUCCUGAGGGCUGGAAUUAUGCCUUAAUUAUAACUAAGUAACACUGAAUCCUUUGUAUAAUGAAAGCAUCAAUAGAUACUUUUGAAUUGAUAAAUAAAAAGCAUAGUUUCAAAUGGCA